Messenger RNA from Xyrichtys novacula (pearly razorfish), 23928 nucleotides. The record is from the annotation of a GenBank genome assembly. NCBI's taxonomy places the organism in Eukaryota, Metazoa, Chordata, Actinopteri, Labriformes, Labridae.
AAACACUUGUGUCAGCCUCACCACAACUUUACUCUGCAGAGGUUUUACUCUUUGAAGUAUCCCUCCUCUCUCUCUCCCUCAGCCUGCGUGGCAGCAAACCGCAGAGAGAGAAAGAGAGAGAGUGAAAGAGAGAGAGAGAGAGAGAGAGAGAGAGAGAGAGAGAGAGAGAGAGAAGGUGGGACUCUGGGGGAGGAUUGCUCAACAACACAGGCCGAUGUAAAGUUGUGGAAAGCGGUCAGAAAGUUGCAGGACGCCGUUGACUCCUCUGCAGGUAAGACAUGAAGCGCUCACUGCGCAGAGCUUUCUGUGGUGCGUUCAAAGACCUCCAAAGUUUGGGCAUGAUUCAGCUUUGUUGUCAUGUAUCUGUCUGGGAGUUAGUUUGGACUCAGUCUGAAGCUCGGUUUGUGUGAAAGAUACAUUCAGCUCCACGGUCAGUCUGAGCGACAUAUGGAAAUGAUAUUUACUCAGUGCAGCCCGGACGGAAACCAAGCUGCACCGACUUUUGCUCCUGUCCUCUUAAAACAUGUUUUUACCCGCUGUUUGUGCUGUAUGGUAGAAGUUCUCAGUCAGACCAGCACAUUGGUCAGAAGUAUAUUCAUAGCCCAGCACGGAGGCUGAAACUCUACUCCAGUUGUUCACUAGGUCACAGUUUUCAUUUACAUGAGGUCUCUGCCAGCUCGGUGUAAUGCUCUGCUGCUUACAUGGAGUUAUGCUGCACUUUAACACAACAUUAAAGAGCUUUAAGUGGGAUAUACUGUUUCAAAACAGCAAAGUCCUGCAGACUUCUGCACAGCCCCGAAUAUUCCUCCCCCUUUCUUUCUUUCUCUUUUUAUUUAUUUAUUUUUUACUUACUAUUGCUAAAUGCACUUACAAACUAUAGUCAUGACACAGAGAAACAACAUAUAACAAAUACAAAAAGAGGAAAACAAAAAUAACAAUUGCAGUGUCAAAAUAUGACUGUAACAUCUUCAGAUACAAGAGUGAGAAAUGUGCAAUAAAUUCGACAACAAUCAAUUGAUAAAUAUAAUAAAAACAGACCAAACAUCAUCAAAUAUCUGAAAGAAAAAAAGGGUACCAUGGCAUAUACUAUAUUCACCUAACCCUCUUAAAAAAACACAAUAUCUAGUGCCUAACUUUGUCCAAAUUUUUCUUUUCUUCUUUUGAGCAAAUAACAGAUGGAAGAUAACCAAACAACUUUAUUUCAAACUUCAACACCAUCAGAAAAACUUUCUGCUCCCUGGUCUCUAUUACCUGGAGCUCCUGUUUGAUGUACUGUGAUUGUGACCAGGGACCAUCAUGCCAUCAGUGCCCUGACUUUCAGGUUUGAGUGUUUAUGUGAACUUCUGCUUGUUUGAACAGAACUGAUGGACUAACUGUAAGAUAAGAUUAGAUACAACUUUAUUUAUCCAUUUGGGAGUUCCCUGAAGGAAAUCAAAAUUUAUCAAGGUUAAGGUGAUGUUGUGGCUUUGGAACAACUCAGUAGACAACUAUGAGAAGGAAACUAUUAAGUAUAAAGGCAAAUUAAUUUAAGGCUAGUCGAGUUGGAACCAGAUUUUGUCUAGAGCACAUUCCCUUAUCACCUUAGGAAGUCCUGAAGAAACAUUAGUAGUUAUCAGAAACUGCAGUAUUCAUCCUGCUGAACCCUGAACACUUUCAAAACUGGAAUAAGACUCAUAGCUGGAAUACUCAAGUCCUUGAAAAUGCACUCAGUCUGGUGUUUUCUUACAACUCUUAUCCUUAUAUAUUUAAAUAUUUUUCAUGCAGCUCACAGGGACUGUUUUAGGUGGAAAUUUUCCAAAAAGGCUGUCCCUGCAGAGCCCCAUUUCUUACCUCAUCUGACACUGACACUGCAGGCAGAGAAAUAACUUUAGAGAUCACCAGACUUCCUUCAGAUGGUCCUGUUUCUUUCUGCAAGUCAUGUUAAGACAUGGGCAUUACUGUUGGCCUUUAAAGUGAUCAAACAGCCUCAUAAACACUUUGAAAAUAAUUCAGUACAUGGUGAGAAAUCGUUCAGAGUAAUCCAACUUGGCUUUCUGUUAGACAAUGAGGUACAGAACCUCCUCUGUGGCCUCUAUGAUAAUAAAAAAACAAAAAACAUCACAUGCAUAUUCCUAUGUAGUGUGAAAGCAGAACUGUGUGUGUGUUCGUGUGUGUGUGUGUAUGUCUGGUAUGUAGGUGUUUGUAUGUAUAAGUGAAAAUGUCAUGCAUCAAAUACAGCAGCAGCAGGCUGCAGGGGUCAGCCUGUUAGGGGCAGUGUUUGUUUGUGUGUGUGUGUGUGUGUGUGUGUGUGUGUGUGUGUGUGUGUGUGUGUGUGUGUGUGUGUGUGUGUGUGUGUGUGUGUCACAGGGGGCUUGGCUGGCGGUGGGCGUGUUGCGGGGCUGUUAUGAGGAUUCCUGGGCACACAAGGUCACAUAGUGGUCUAAAAUUAGUCACGUGUCAGCUGUGACAGCCAGCAGUGUUCUGUGGGACUAGGAAGACAGAGAGGACUGGGAGGACUGGUCAGUUUCCACCAGCAGGUCAACAUGUUCUCACUCAUCCUCACUGAGGGGCUGCAAAUGCUGUUCGGCGGUCACUAACUGCAGGAUUUCUCUGGUUUUGAGGUUUAGAGGGAGUUGCAGCACACUGAUAUUGGCUGACAGCAUUAAUGAUUGUAGGUGGAUGAAUCUAAUAAAUUAGUUCAAAUCUGAUAGUUUUUUUUUUAAAUCUGAAAAUCAUGUUAAGCUAUUAAAGAGGUAUCAGAAAAGAAAUGUAGAGUCUGAAAAAAUGCAUGACAUCCCCCCUUUAAUGUACAACCAAGGGGAGUUAUUAAACUGUACUCAGAAAUGAACAAUUUCCCACUUUUACAAUAUUUUUAUAUGUGUUUUUACUUCUCAGUUUUAAGUUGCUCCACUGCAAAAAACCACAUUUAACAUCACGAAUAGUCCUGCUGUUUGAGAAUGGACACCUCAAAGAGUGUGGCCUAUGCAAACUGCUCACCUGAUUGGUCUUUAAGAAUGGGAUGUAGGCCUCAGGGAUAGUGGUAGUUGCCCCCUGGUGGCUGUUAGAGAGAAUGCAGCAGUAAGGCCCCUUCCUAUUGGCCUCACUUUGCAGAGCUGGGAAGGCAGCAUGCACAUUUAAAACAUUUCAACAUGAAUGAGAGGGAUGUGAGUAAGGAUGGCAGGAGAUAAUUGCAUUAAAAAAAUGUAGAUAUUUAAGUCUUAGAGAAUACGGUUUAAUUUUUAGAAAUGAAUUGAUUAUUCUGUCAUGCUAUAGUAAAACAGUUUAGGUUUUUGUGAGAUAAUCAGUGUCUUUGUGCGUUGAGGAGAAUAACAGACAGUAAACUAUCAAUAAGAAGCAGAGUAAAUCAUCCACAGCCCUGACACGAUGACUAAUGACCAUAAACGCCAUGAUUCAGCGGCGGCACGGCCCGUGAUGAUGUUGAAAGAUUAAACUGAUCUGAAAGCUGCAGAGAGGAAGUGGAGAGAUGACUAACCAGAGAGAUAUUUUAGUGCAGAGAACAAGGAACUCAGUGUUUGACCGUGCUGCAGAUAAAGAGAACUGGACUCUUGAGGGGGAUAACUGGAUGCUUCAAUGGUAAGGAGACUGCUAGAUAAAUAAGUAUGAUUGAUUUAGUGGAAUAAAAUAUUUGUAACGGUAGAUUUGCUGCAUCAUUUAGGCUGAUCAUGUUAUUAACAGCAGACCUUAGAAAUAUGAUUCAAAAGUUAGAAAGCUGGUUAUUUUCAAUGCUUUGGUUGAAUUUAUUUGCAGAAAGUGUCUCUUUUUAUGAGCAGCAGGGACAUUUUUGUUUUUUCCAUCAGAAUAAUCUCAUUCAGUAAAAUUAGGAAGUGCAGACUGGCCUUAUUUGACCCCUGCAACAGGUAACAUAUGUGAUACAGUUUACACCUGUACAGUUUUUCUGUUUGCUCUGUUUGUAAUACAGCAGAUGUGGAGCGGUUAGUGUUAAACACUAAAUUCAGCCUAAUGUGUUUUGUUUUUCUGAAUCAGUAUUGAGCUGAAAUGAGUCUCUGUAUCAGUGCAUCCCUUCUCCAGAGCUGUAAGUGUCAAAGCAAUUAAUCUGAAAGCCAUUGCACCUUUACCUGUGCGGGUGGCUGCGGUGGUUAUCAGGACAUUGUGGUUGUCUUUUAACAGAAAACAAUGCAGCCCGAAGAGGAGACAUUAAGACAGUUCAUGAAGAUAUAAGAGGUGGAGUGAUUCAUGGCAGCAGAAACACAGUGGUCUGAGGACUCUGUGGGAGUGAGAGCUGAAUACAAAGAGCAGAUUGAGGAGGCUUGCCAGUGUGAUGACUCUACACAUCACUGUUAACUUGUUUCUCUGCUGAGCGUUACAAAAUCCCCUGAUACCAGGAGAUCUGCAGAAAAAAUGACAAAUAUUCAGUUAGAAACUAACAAAAUAUAACCACCAGGCCACAGGACGAGCUGGUGGGAGCAGGAAUUCGGUGGAGAAAAUCUUCAAACAGGUUUCUACUUUCUUUCCUGUUGUUGAUAAACUCUAGCUAGUUGUUAAAAGACUUUGAUUUUUGGUCAUUUAACAAAAACAUUUAUUGUCUUUUUUCUAUCAGAGAUGUUUGAGUUCCCUUCUGAUUCACUCACGGUGAGGUGCAGGAGUAAAAGUUACAUGCUUUAGUUUAUAGAGGUUAAGUUCAGUUUUCUAUACCGUUAAAAUACAAUCAGUGAUUCUUUUUUGACAUAGCUUGGACACAUAUUUGUGUACAGGAGAUGAUAGUUGUGGGAUGUCUGACUAUGAAUAGCACUAAUGUCUGUUUAACUCAUUAAAUGACAUUCAAAGUACAUAGAUCGAUCACCAGCUGCUCAUCUUCCACCUCUUUACACCACAUUACAUGUGGUGUUCCACUAGGUUCACUUCUGGAUCCUGAUUUAUUUUCUGUUGACAUGCUGCCACUUAGCCAAAAAUGCUGCCCUACAACAACUCCUUUCAGUGACAUGCCGAUGACAUUCAGAUUUACCUUUCUUAAAGACGUGAGGACCUUAAAAGCUAAUCUUUGGCAAUUGAUCCCCAUUCACCUCAAUGAAUUGCGGAUGUAAUACCAAUUAUAUCCGCUGGGUGGUACUGCUGCACAAAAAUAAUAUCAUCUGAAAGUCGCUGAUAAAGCGGAAGUGAGUCGGUGCCGUGCAGCUCCUCAGAUAUGACAAAAAGUAUGCUUAAAAGAUGAGGUAAAAAAUUUUGUCCAGAUAUCAUUUCUAGACACCCUAACAAUCAUAUUUUAGUUGAAGGGUUAAAGUCAAACAAUAAGAAGUAUAUUUAUAAUUCCUCAGAAAACAUGGUUGACCACUUGUUGAGUUGCCAGUUUAAGCAGCCAGCGGAAACAGCCUAGCUUAAGUCGUUAAUUUCUCAUUUUAACCCAGUUUUCUGACCAUUGUGAGUCAUUCAGUUUGUAAGCUACACAAACAUAAUUAAUAUAAGCCUAUGAAUCCUGAUUUAUAUUGGAUCUAAGAUGUGGCUUUUAUUCUUUUGAGAUGUUUGAAGCCACCCAUGCAAAUCUGGAUGGCAGAUGGGUGCCAUUCAUUUGAUCGGUAGCUACUGAUGUUGAACUAAUGUCAUAGCUCAAAAAAUAUCCAUCAUACAGCUUUAAUAUUAAUAUCAUAUGGACCUGUACAAAUGUGUGAACAUUUUGAUCAAAAUACUCAGUUUGCAAUACACAGUUUGACUCACUUACAAAAGUACUUAAGGCUCGCUAAAUAAAUAUAUUUCAGACUUUUGUGCAAUGGUGAGGGGCACAGAGGAAUGCUGAGUGAUUAAAAAAUAUAUGCAUACAGUAUAUCAUUAUAUAACAGGUGAGUUAUGUGUAUGUAUUGAACAUAAAUAACCAUGUACAGAGGUACAUGUCAGAUGAGAGGAUGAUGUCUGCAGUUCAAAUAUGUAAAGGAGUGGUUAUAAAUGGAAGUGGUUAUAAAGGUUGUGUAAAAACAUUUGUUAAAUGAAUGAGAUGUUAAUUUACCAAAUCUACUCUGUGAUGUUUUUAUAUAAGAAAAAUUACUAAUUUUGUUGCCUCUCCAAAUACAAACAAAAUGUCAGCCAAGCAGCUAAAGAAACAGCCUGUUUGAUAAUUUUCACAUCAAAUACUGACAAUAAAUUCAAAAUCUGAUUGUCAAACGUCAGAGGGGAGAUUAGCAAAGGGGUCUACAGGGGGCGCCACAAUUUACAUAAAUUAAACAGGAGAUUGAACUGUUUUUAUUAGUUCCAUCUCAUCCUAUUUCUGAAAUCAUUUCUGUCUAUAUUUUAGCUGCUUGGUUUUCGUCUUCUGCUCUUAGGUUCUCAUGUUUUAUAGGUUGAUUGUGUUGUUUGGGUUCUCCCGUGGUUGUAAAAUCUGUUGGUUUCGAUUUCAGUAACAGAUUUCUCAGUUGUUGAACUUUUUUUCAUAUUGGUUAGGCUGUGGUUUUUUGUGUUUGGGUUGUUUGGUUAAUUUUUUCUUGGUUGUCAGAACUCUUUCUAAUCCCCGUUUUUACAAGCUCCAUAUACAGGAUGUUUUAAUUCUUGUUAUUUUUAUGUUUCUUCUUCUCGUAUGGCAGUACUAGAGUUUGCUGGCAAAAAAAAAGACCUGUAUGGAUGAUAAGCUAGCCUUUAGGAAACACUCAUUCAUGUUUGUUGAACAUUUUGUAGCUUUUUAUUGAUCCAACACCUGACUGAAUGAAGCAGAAUAUAGUCCGGGGUUGUAGCCCUGCAGUGUAAAGUGUUGGUGAGCUACUAAUUGUGUGUCAAGCUCUGGUUGGAACAGCUGUUUUUUGUGUCUAUAAUAGCAGGUCACCUUGCUGUUGUGACUGCUAACAGUAAAUCACAUAUUGUCCUUUUCUGUCAGUUAUUUAAACAAUCAACCAGAUAAAGCUCUAAGACCACUAAUUCUUAUCUGAAGACACUUUGUUUGGACUGCAUUUAAUCCUCUUGGUUCAUUUGCUGCAUUUAUUUUCCAGUUUCUUGUUUCAGUUGCUGUGACUCACAGGAAUGCAGUUUGUGAGUCUUAUUUCUAAAAACAGAGGUCACGUGUCUGCUGUCCUCUGCGAAGGGCUGAAAUCCCAGCAUGCUUUGCGGGCACGGGGUCUGCCACACCUUUCUGUGCCUGAUAUCACACCUCCGGGUGACUAAGAAAUCAGAAAUGUGACAUUUUUUGCUGUAGUGUGAAGUCACCUCCUCCAUCUGGUUCUCUGGAAAUGUCUGUAAUUUCCUUCAGAACUGAAGAGGAAACUGCUGCGUGGGCUAAACUUUACAUUUGUUUUAAUCCGAGCUCAGCAGCACAAAAUUAGGAUUUAGUAAGUUUGGAAAAAACCUCUCCAGUUCUAGACUCAGUCACUUUUUUAGAAAUUCAAACAUAAAGUAAAGGAAGUCAAACAAGAAAAGUGAGCCUGGAGCUAGAGGAUAAAAAAAGAGGAUAAAACCUGCAGACAGAAAACUCCAAAUAAAUUCUUUACACAUCAGUUAACAAAUUACAGUCAUUAAGAAAAGCAUAAUCCUUAAAACGCUCAUGGAACCUGCAGGCUGUAGCCCAACAUUAAGUUUUCCUGUGAAUGAGUACUGAUUGGUGCUUUUGUUCUCAUGUGGUUCAAGAAUGUCAUGCAAACACUUGACAAGAAAUUUUGUAACAUGGAAGUAAAGGUGGGGAAAUUUAGUAAAGAACCAGAUAACCUCAAGAAAGACAACAGGAAGUCAGGGCUGGACUCCUCACACUGUUUACGUCUGAAAUGCGUCAGCCUUAUUCUCUGGAAUCUUGAUCAAUAAUUUAUUACAGGUUUUUGUUUUAUAUCUAUCACUGUAGCUACUCAAAGAAAUUUGAGUGCAUACACUCAAUUUCUUGCAUUCUGGUGAAAAGUAAUGCAAAAUUUGUGAGGCUGAAAGGACAACUCAAAAUUAUUCAGUAUUUUGUUUUAAAUGAUGAAUACUUUCUGCAGGUGUUACAAAUUGUAGCAGGAAUUAACAGCCAGGCAUCAGUGAUCUGUUGUACUAAUACAAAGAGAACAGGAACAUCGCAAUUCUGUUUUUACUAUUGUCUGGUUGCAAUGUGGUACUCCUGCCAGGUGGUGGCAGUAGUAGACGUAAAAGCUGUUCGCUGACUGCACCAAAAGAAGAGACAAUAGCUUACUGCAUUUAGUAGCAAAAAUCGAGUAUUGGCAACAGUUGGAACAGCUGGUUUAGCUGUGUGAGGUUUGGAGCAGGAGAAGAAUACGGAGAACGUGCAUGAACAAUAAACGUGACUGUAAAAUGAAAACAUGCACACCACACUGCUGAGUCAUAGAAACACUGGCUAACAGACUGUUUACUGUUAGUGUCCACACCCUCAGCACAGAAAGUGAAUUUUUUUGUGAGUUGUUACUUCCUCUGUAAUCAAAAUCAGGAUCAGAGGGCGAGACUUAAAAAAAGAUUCAGAAACUAUAAAAAUGUUUGAUGUGUUUAUGAUUGUUGCCAUAAUCGAGCAGCCCUACUGUAUAGAGAAUCAACAUUACUAGGAUGAAUAUAAUAAAGUGGCACCCAAAGUUGUUAAUACUGUAGUACUGUAAUGGUUUAAACACACAUAAACCUACAUUUUAAUAUCAGUUUUGUUUAGUUAUGUUCAGCCCUCAUCUGUGAGAAAAUAAUAACAGUGGGCAAAUUGCUGAACAGGCUUCACCUCUUCCUUACAGUAAACACUGAGACAGGAGAAAGUGAAGCUUGUUUCAGAAAAAUCAAACCCAAACACAAGUUUCAUUUAACAUGAAUAAGAUUUCAUAGUUUGUUCAAUCACAUGAGACAGAAAUGAGAGAGUCAUGAAGUUACAAAAACAGUCUGUUCUCUCUUCAGACUGAGACAUGACCUUGAUGUGGUUUUAAUCUCACAAGUAAAGUCUGGAGUCGUCUUGGAUAUUUUGCUUGAAGCGAUCACAGGAUAAUAUUUUUUGUAAUUUACAUGUUUUUCAGUAUUAAACCCUCCUCCUGCCCUGCAUCCACGCUCAGGCUGUAUUUCUUUAGGAUCCCCAGUGUUGAUCUUUCCCUGCACUUUUAUGAGGCUGCGCUUUAAAACUUAUGAUCUCUGUCUGGAGGAGCUUGAAUCACAGCUUUGUGCUGAAAUAUAUACCUGAUUGUGCUGGCUGAUUCUGUGCAGAAGAGGACAUAGGCGCUCGUGGAUCACAGGGUUAUAAAAACUCAUAAAUCUGAGGUGUUUGUUCUCAGUUUGACUCCUUUCUGUGGGAGCUGUUUCCCUGCAGGAGCUCUGAGUUUCAGAAGACGUCUGUGAGUCCUGCAGCAGACGACGAACCUGCGGGGUGGUCAGGUUAGUCUGUGCUGAGAGAUUUUACUGCUCUGGAUGCAAACAGCAGCUCAGAGUUCAUUACCACGCUCAGAGCGGCUGAUCCUGUGCUGAAACCAGAGUCCUGGCAGGAGGCCCAGCUGGCGUUUCUGACAUUUUACUGGUUAGUGGAGCUGAGGAGGUGAAGGUGAACGCAUGAACACUCCGAGCUGAGUCAUCACAGAGAGACGGGGGCAGGGGGUGGUCGGAGAACAGUGUCUGUAAUGUUUGAGGAUGGGGACAGAGAGCCAACUUGACCCCAGUUCAGAUAUUUGGGCGGCUGAAUGUGGCGAGAAGUCAUCAGAUCUCAGCAGAACAUCUGCAGGGAGUCUGUCUGUUAAUGAGGCUGUUUCUGCAGAGAGGGGGAGAGAGGAGGCACAAGAUCAGAGCUCAGAUGACUCAGUCACAAGAAGGUCACCAGUUAACGGGUACUGACUUUCACAGAUCCAGCUGUGUGUGUUUUUUUUAAAACUUCCAGUUAAAACUGGAGAAAGUCUCUAUCAGCAUGAGUCAUCACUGACCGCACACAGCAAUUUUCAGCCACUCUUGUCUAGAAAGAUAUUUAAGGAGGUAGUUUGGUAAAGCGAAGACAUUGCAGGCUGCAAACACACUCAAAACCGCCUACUAUAACUUGCUCCAGAGAUCCCGAGGAUGAUUAUAUUUAUCUUGUGAGAGAAAAUAACCUGUGUGCACUCAGUAGAGAGAGUGAUUCAUUUGUCAUCAAAUGCCGUUAUUUGCCAGUAAUUUACUGCUUGUGUGAUGAUGGAUUCCUAUGAGCAUUUCACUGGGACUGGUCUUUUUGUGCAAGAUGAGUGCAACAUGCUGCUGGUGAGAACUGAGGGGUGUGUCCCGUGUUGGGUUGAUGUGUAACAGUCUUUGCUAAAACCUGUCAAAUUAAUUCCGUUUUUUUAGUUUAAGUGCUGUUUUAGUCAUGUGGUGUGUUUGAGAGAACCCUUUAGACGCGACCCUCUUCAACAUACCUGUCUAAAAUACUUUUAAAAGAAGAGGGGAGAAUCUCUUUAGGGCUACAUACUGGAUAAAAUCUGGGACCCUGUUUUGAAACCAGUUGCUGUGAGUCAUGUUAGCUGUUGAUAUGAUGCUGGCCUCCAGCAGACUGUACCGUAAAUGACACAGCACAAGUGAAGUACGGGUGAAGUAAUGUUUGAUCUGCUUUGAGGUCCAGAACACGUGAGAUAAAAGAAAAUUAGCACUAAUGAAUUUUGGUAGAACAGAUUCACUUCUCUACAUGCAGUUUGAAGAGCUCAUCAUGAUGAUUCUAACUUCAAUUACUUUCUUUGACGUCUCACAGCAAUAACCUAAAUUUGAGUUUCUUUUUUGUUUACCAGCCAAGAACACUACAUUUCAGCCCGAAUGUUAACUUUGUAAAAACUACUUGAAUGCAGCCUGCUGCAUAAUUAUGUUUGCUUGCCAUGCUUGAAUAAUAUGAACAGGUAAGUGUAAGGGUUAGUAAUUUUGCUCACUGUGUGAUGCUUUGCUUGCUCAUAACUUUGUCAGUGAGCAGCAGUGAGAUCGUUAAGUGCCCAGUGGCGUGUCACGCUAUAUGCCUGUAGUUCAACGGUGUGUGUGCCGUGACCAACGACCUGCCAUUAAAAUGUGUCAUGCUCUACUCAGUGAUUCGUCACCAGGGUGCAAAGACACGUUUUUGUCUUCAUGCAAACAUGAAUAUAAUGUAGAGAUGCAAAUAAAGAAAUGUAAAGAUUUCUCCAGCUAGCCUGUCAGCUGAGCCAAUCAUAGCAGACAGAUGGGAAUACACUAAAUCUUGAAUUGCUAAGCAUUUGCUAUCAACAUGGAGUUAGCUAAAUUUUUAAACAGAGUAUUUGUGAUUGGCCAAAAUGUAAAUCUCUGUAAUACAACAAUGCUAUCUCACAUUUAGUUUAACCAUUACUUUUUAUGUGAAAGAGAUCUGAUCUAUAACGCUUCAGAAUAUCAGAAUAAACAGCCUGUUGAAGCCAAUAAGGAGUUUUAAAGGGAAUAGUUUGGUUUGACUGAAGUAUAAGAAGUACUUCUGAGCAGAGAGUGCACCCCUUACAGUUUGAAAAUCCCUCAUUUUCAUUCAGACUCCAGCCCAGGUUUAAUAUUUUGAGUUAGGACAGACAUGUCAGUUUCUCCUCAGGGUUUUCUCUCAUUAAUUCUCUGUUCAGAUUUUAAACACAUUCCUCACAUGUGAACAUGAGCCUGAGGUGACAGGAGGCCUCAUAAAUACAGAAGUGUCAGGACUGAAUGUCACAGAUGCUCCAGGUCAUUCACAGAAACUCUGAUCAUUACAGCCUGUUUUUUUUUUUUUUUACACAGUUCCUGCAAGUUUAAUCUUACAAUGACAAAUGUCCCCCUUGAGGAAGAGGAUUUCAGUCAAAUAAAAGGAAUACUGAUCCUUAAUGAUUAAAUAAAUCCCCUCAAUAUUUGAGAAAAUGACAGAUAAGUGUUAACAUGAUCCCUCAAAAGAUAAAAAGAUGAACCAGUAAACCGUCUGUCUCACAAUUACCUCUGUUUAUCUCAUAAAACUGAUUUUGGUGAUUUUAAUGAGCCAAAUGUUUUUUUUUCUGUCUGUAUUUAUUUAAUAACAAAAAUGUAAUCGAGCUUCUUUUUCAUUGUUUUUUUUACCAUUCCACCACGACUUUUUACUUUAUUAUUUGGACUUUUUAUUUAUCUGGAACAUGACUUUUUAUUUAUGAUUAUGGCUUUUUAUUCAAGAACAUUACUUUUUUUCGUUAUCAUCAGUUGAUUUUUUUAAAAUGACUGUAUUAUAAAUUAUAAGUUGGCCUUUCACUCUUUGUAUCUGACUCUACAUCUCAUUUUAGUGACAUUUUACCCUAAAAUCUCUCCUGUAGUUUUAACUUCCAUUAGAUUCCCAUUUCAUGAGUACAGCUGCCGCUUUAUAAAGUCGACUUUUUGUCUCAAAGUCAUGCCACUUCUUCUUAUAGUGAUUUAUUAAUGAUCCAUAAUUACAACUUUUUUCUUUUUUUAACAGUAAUUGUGACUUACUGGGUAAAUAAAACUUUUUUCUUUAUUAUCUUUAUCUUUUUAUCUGACAAUAUGACUUUUUAUUUGACUUUUCAGAAACUGUAAAACUUGUCAUUUUACUUUAUUAAACUAUAUUAAAUGGUUCAGACUUCUUAUUUCAUUGAUGACUUUGAUUUCAUGGUCAUGAUGUUUAAUUCUAUAAUAACAUUUAAUUAUUUUAUCUCAUAAGACUGACCUUUUAUCUUGUGACUAUGCGUUUUAAUUACUUGUUUGUCAUGUCCAAGAAUUUGGGAUUUCUUUUUCAUGACAUUUCAGUGACUAAAGUUGUGACACAGUACUGCGUAACUUUGGCUUUUCUCUCCUAAUAAUAACUUCUCAAGUCAGACAAAUGACCUUUUGUCUCAUUAUGAGAAUCUCUAUUUCAUAAGUACUGCUUUCAUUCAUAAUUUGACUGUUUGUCCCAUCAUUAAAUCUAACUUUAUAAUUGGGAGUCAGCCUUGAUUUUGAUGUCCUCUCUAAAUUUUUACUACUUUUCUCAUUUUUAGGAUUUUACUCCAAACCUCUGAUGUAAUUUCACAUUAACUUUGUCUUUGGUCUUUUAAAAAUAACUUAAUGAAAGCAUUGUUGUUAUCAAGGCUAAUUCUUAAUUUGCGUAUUUAAUAUUAUUACAGAAAGAAGUGGGCUUUUGUGCUUGCUUGCUGUGCAUUUAACAAAGAUCCAGAGUCUGAGGGGCUUUAAUGUUGUAUUUGAACGUUAAUCUAAGGAAACAAGAGACUGUGUAGUUUGUAAUAUUAUAGGAGCUCUUGUGCUCAUAUGUUUCAUGAUAUUUACUUAACCUACAUAGAGUCUAACGCCUCAGAUUACUCACACUUUAGGACAUAGACACAUUUUAACACCUGACAGUAAAUCCAGGGCACAGGGCAGAUGUAGGCGGGCAGAAAUAUUCAGGUGACCUCAUUGGUUUCAGUAGUGAAUUUAUAGCUCAAGCAUUUUCCUUUACCUUUCUUGGCAUCACACACUGAGUUUCUAUGUUCACAGUUUCCAUGUUCACGUUCAGAGUCAUUCUGAAAGUCAAAGCAGCACAGUGAGCAGGCAGGUGGCACAGUGAGCGCAUGAGGCAUCUCAGCUCGCCACACGUGCUUCCUGCUCUGAUUCAGACACAUGUGGUCCACACGCCGCCUGUUUCCUUCAGCAGGUCGGUGAGCUGUCGGACUUCAGCUCUCUGCUGUCACUCUUCAGGAAAGGGUUUAGCAUUUGAGAGCCAAAUAAAUCUAGAUUUAUGUAUUUUUCUGUUGCAGAAGUUGGAGGUUGUGAUGCCACCAUGGAGGCGCAGAACAACAACCAGCCAACGUUAGACAACCUGAACAACCUGUACAAGAUCGCUGCUCAGGACGACCAGGUGGGACAAUAACCUGUGUGCUUUAUCAGGCGACAUAGGACAGAUAAAUUCUCUCCUACGUACAUGUAGACACUGCUUCUUCUUAUGAUGAGCCUCUUCCUGUUCUCCAAACUCUUGACAGUCCAGUUUCACAUCUUUUUCAAAUGUACCACACUGUCUGAGUGUUUAACUUUUCUGUGUUGUUGCUGUUGUUGUGCAGAAAAACAUGUCGGGCCGAAAGUUCUGCUGCACAAUGGCAAACUUCCAGAUCGAGAAGAAGAUUGGUCGGGGUCAGUUCAGUGAGGUGUACAAGGCAAAGUACCUGCUGGAGGGUCAGCUGGUCGCUCUAAAGAAAGUCCAGGUACAAAGCGGAAAAUUGACUCUGUCUUGUUCUGCUUUUUAUUACAACAUUAUCUGCUUUCUUAAUUUAGAUUACAAUGCCAAUUUUGAAGCUCCUCUCUCUUUGUUUUUCACUUCUGUCUUUAUUUCUCAAGCUGUAUUGAUGCUAUUUUUAUCGGUAACCUUCUUUUUGGUUUUCUUUUCCUAUAUAAAAGUCCAUCGCGAUGCUGUUUCUAGUUUGAGUUUUGUAAAUGUCCUGGUUGUUCUUUAGGUUUUGAAUAAGGAUGUGAAAUAACAACAUAUUCAGUUUCUGCUGAAAAUCUGCAGCCUCUCAUUUUCUAGCCUAGUCAUCCAUGCAGUGAUCUGCUAUUAUGUUGAUAAGCUGCCUAAUUGUGGUUGUCUGGGGUGGGGAGUGGGGGGCUUAGACUACUGGCGCAUACAGAUUGGAGGUGGAAGAACUACCAAAACAGUGUUGGCGAGUGCUCCAGGAGAACCUACCAAGCCAAAUGUUUCUGAUCAUGAAUUUUCAGUGUUUUAACAAAGUGAUGACAAAAAUAGCAGGUGGCGUGUCUUUCUCUAAGCUUUGACAUUAUGACUCUGCAGCGCUGAAGCAAAACCACAAUAGCACAAGGGGGAGUGGGAUGCUGAUUGAGUGGGAGUGGGAAUUUUUUUUUGCAUGCACGUCUAUGCAAAUCACUCCAAGUCACCACAGGAGCAAAUUUCAAUCUCCUUGUAGAAGCUGUUUUUCCUGUAGGUGAACAAAUGAUGCAGAGGUUUUUUCACUUCCACAUACGUACGUAGUGUUGCUAGACUAUAUAAGUGAGGAAAAACCUGUCUUUCAUCAAAUGUGACCUUUGAAAUCACAAAUGACACAUAUGUGUGACUUCAAACAGCUUGACAGAAAUUUGCUAAUUUUGACUGUUUCUUUUAUUUGAGGUAUGACUGACUCUUUUUUAAUAAAUUUGGAGUUUCUCUUAAGUUCUUUGGCUUCAACUGAAAGUCAAUUACAGGACUGACUGUUAUCACAAGUCUCACAUUGACACAUCUACAUUUAAGUUCCUCAAAGAUAUUUUGGUACAGAUGACUCAGUGUGAUAAAUUCCUGAUCAGUACGCCAACUUUAUAUCAUUUAGGGGCAGACAAAAAACUGAGUCAUUCUUUGCUUUGGCCAGUAGGGUCGAUUGAUUUUACAGUUAUACUCUUAAAGGUUCCAUAUAAUGACUGAUGGGUUUUCCCAAGCUGAUACAUACAGUAUAUCCUGUAGUCUUCCUCCAGCCACUUCAAAAGUGAUUCUGUGUCCUCCCAUGCCAUUGUGUUUUUGUGUCAAGAGUCAAAAUGUCAAAGAUCAGAGCCAAGAAUUUCAACAGCUCAAUCUUUGGUAGCAAAAACCAACAAAAAUGUCCCAAACUCUGUCCCAGCACCAGAGAGCCAAAAAAAACAAAACAUAAGCUGAUUUUAUUUUGAACAACAAGCAGUUAGAGCUCAUUUGUUUGUUCGUGCAACAGACUGCUUCAACAGAAAAGGUCGAUCACAUGAAGUUACACACUAAAGGCAAGAAACUCGGGACAACACUCAGAUUUUUAAAGUACCGCUCGGGGAUGUGCGGUUGUGACUGUGUCUGCAGUUCUUUAGCAGUUUUCUCUUCUUGUUUGGGUCAGAUUUUGGAUCAUAUGUGUACUGGUUGUUGUGGGUUAUCCUGGAGGGCUUGUCAAGUUUGUCUUUCUGUUUUUCUGCAUCUGUCCACAUCAGUCUGCAACCCCCUCAGUCAACAUUCAGGCAGCUAAUCAGUGCAGCACAGUCAUAGUACCCCAGUCAGCGCCUGAAAUUAAUUUUGUUUCCACCUUGUUGCUGCAGAUCUUUGAGAUGUUGGAUGCAAAGGCUCGCCAGGACUGCAUCAAAGAGAUCGACCUGCUCAAGGUAAAGAGAUGUCAUUUUCCAGCAGCACCUGAAUCACUCAGAUGAUUUUAUGAGUGUAUCCUCACUAUUAAACUCCCAGGUGUGUGUUAACAGCUGCCUCUUCCUGUCUGUCCUCUGCAGCAGCUGAAUCAUCCCAACGUAAUCAAAUACCUCGACUCAUUUAUUGAAGACAACGAGCUCAACAUCGUCCUGGAGCUCGCUGACGCUGGAGAUCUGUCCCAGAUGAUAAAGGUCAGAAGACAUAUUCAUAAUAUCUCAUUGUCAGGACUCGGUUUCUCAAAGCAUCCUCACGCGAAUAUGACACAUGUUGCACAAUUAAUCUUGGCAUCGUUUUGUGCACUAACUGUCCUCUCCUGUGUCUGUUCAGUACUUUAAGAAAAAGCGGCGGCUCAUCCCUGAGAGGACCAUUUGGAAGUAUUUUGUGCAGCUCUGCAGCGCUCUGGAGCACAUGCACUCACGCAGAGUGAUGCACCGUGGUUAGCAUACACUUUUACUCCUCUCACUCUUUGCACACACUGUGCCCUCUGUUAUCACCGCUGAAAUAUUUUCCCUGCUGUUAUUUUUCAUACAAAACUCUCAGGAAAGUCGUGGAUGCUGUCUUUGCUUCAUUUAUUCUGCAGAUUUUCAAUGCAUAAGUCUUUGUCUAGAAGUAAAAGUUUGGUUUUAAAAAAAGGAUAUAGUUCAAGGUUUAAACAUGUUUUUUUUUUGUGUGUUUCCUUACAGAUAUCAAACCAGCCAAUGUGUUCAUCACAGCCACGGGGGAGGUUAAACUGGGUGAUCUGGGAUUGGGACGUUUCUUCAGCUCAAAAACUACAGCAGCUCACUCUCUAGGUAAGUCAUGUAAAAAAAAAAAAUGUGCACCUUUUAAAAAUGAUGAUUUUAUUUUUUAACGUUAUUUCUCUGUUUGUUAGUCGGGACUCCGUACUACAUGUCCCCAGAGAGGAUCCACGAGAACGGAUACAACUUUAAGUCUGAUAUCUGGUCUCUGGGAUGUCUGCUGUACGAGGUGAGAUCACAUUAUUUCAUACCUCCUGACAGGUGACUGAUACAGGUUUAUAAAAAAUAUUUGUUAGUGACCCCCUAGUGGAGUAGAAAUCCUCAGGGGUAACAUGUUAUAAUACCCUGAGAGUUGCAUGAUGAUGUACUCCCAUUUCUUGCCUGUGAGAUCUGCCCUCCAAGAAGCAUUUGUUUGAGUUUUUCUAUUCAAGAAGAGAAAGAUUUCAGCCCGGUGUCUCUCAGAUCUUUAUUUUUGUGUAGCAAAUAUCAUCAUGCAGACAAAUUGACCCAUAUGUGCUACUAAAGAUGUUUUAAAUAAUGUAGCUUUGACAAAGAUUUGACAAAGCUCUCUCAGAGACUUCAUGCUUUAAAAGUGAAUCUCUCCUUAAUCUGGAUUAAAUUAAAAAGUCUCUCAUAAUUUGCCAAAAAGUUACUUGUUUCCAGUAGUAGAAGAAAUGCUUCUAAGAUAAGAAUAGAUGCUGAAUGUUGCAGAAAAAAUGUUCUGCUUUCUGCAUCAUCUUCACUCACCUGUUGUAGUAAAUAGAUCAUGUGGUGUGUUUACCGCCUGUUUUUCUUCAGACUGUGGACAUACGUCUGUUUUAUGGUUUGACAUUUUUAAAGUUGCGGUCCUCGACUUUCUUAUGGUUUUAGUUUAAAAAAAAAAAAAAGACAAACAAAAUAAACAAUGAAAGCUCUCUGCUUCCUGCCGCACAGGAUGUUCCUCCCCCACGUCUCCCUCCUGUUUCCUCUCUGUUAGAUUUUUAAAAACCAAAAACAGAGAUGAGACCUGCUGAUAACAAACAAUAAGGGUUUGACCACCCCUGUUGUAACAGCAGGAACAGAAAGUCUAUUAAUCAACACCCUCUGAACAAUAAACAGGUUAAUAUUAUGAUGAUGGAUGGUUCAAGGAUUUGAGGUUUUUAUUCAUUCAAAUGAUCAGUUUAAUGCUUUUCAGAAAGGCCAAAAGAAUCAUGAUAUUUGAAAAUGUGGCAAAGACAACCAACUUCAAAAUGUUAUUGUAUUAAAAACACCAAUUUAUGCUCAUUUUAAAUCUGUCAAGCGACAUGUUUCUAAAAGGAGUAAAUAGUUGAGUAAUGCUAGAUGAGCAGUUGGCUGACUUGUCCUCCAUUGAAAACAUUUGGAGCAUCAGGACAAAGGAGACCCUGAACUAUUGAGCAACUGAAAUCUUCUAUCACUUUCCAAACUGCGGAGACUGGUCUCCUGGGUUUACUAACGUUUACAGAGUGCUGGGAAAAGUAGAGCUGAUGACUCACAAUGAGAAACAUGAUCCUGAAUCUACAUUUUAGGAAAAUUUUCCUGCAUCUAAUUUCAAAUGAUCAGAUACGUUUCCUCAAACAAAAACAUUUCUCAGUUUCAACAUUUGAUAUGCUGUCUUUGCACUAUUUUCUGUUCUGUAUGGGAUUUAAAUGACUUGAAAACCAUCCGAUCUGUUUUCAAUCAGAAUUUUACACAGUCUUUUUCUUAAAUAACAGGUUGUACAGUGAAAUGGUAGACUGCUAUUUUUCUUGAGAAGCUCACAGACAUGAACAGACGGUGCAGAGGACAGAGGAAAUGCAGGUUCAGUUUACAGACUGUGAAAAUGAAGACUUUCAUACAUAACAACCUGUACUCCCUGUCAUGUUUCUGUUUUAUUGUAACACUGAGUCAGUGUUAAGACAUCUUCACACUCACACAAAGGUUUCACAGUCCUCUGUGCCAACACAGACACUCUGAGCAGCAUCAUGUUGCAGCAUCAUUUACUUUCCUGGUAUUUCAACAUCCUCACCCUUUUCAAUACAGAUUUUUUUUCUUCUUUCUGUUAAUAAAGUGCGAAGCUUCUUGUUCCUGAACACAGGCAUGUUACCUCACUCUGUUUGCAGUCUGCUGAAAAAUUAAGAUGUAAUUUUAUAAUGACUGACUUGUAGAAGAAGCAGGAAAAUCUAAUAAGGAGCCUAAUUGAUUUAUAACUGAAUAAUGUUUCCUUCUUGGUGGUCAGCAUCCUUUCCCAGAGCUGACUGCAAAACACACUGACUUCCUGAAGCUGUAUGUUUCACCAGACUUUUUAUAUUAAACAAGAGAGUGUUGGGGAAAUUAACAACAUGCUUAAUAUCUGGAAAAACAAGCCAAAAUCAGACUGUUGGUAAGUUAUUCUGUUCAACAAACAUAGCUUGUCGAGUGCUCAGAUGGAUCUCACAUGAUGCUGUAUCAGGAUCUGCAUCAGGGUUAUUCCUGCCUGCAGAACUGAUGAGAAGUUAUAAAAGCGUUGAACUAGUGUUUGUUAUAAUCAGCUGGCACCGGUGGAGAAAAAAGUUCAGAAAGUCACCAAAAUAUAGACUCCCCCGACGUCUUCUCUCUCUUUUCUCUCAGCGUUUUCCUUUAAAACUUCCUUAUGCAUGCUGUCUGCUUGUUUGUCCAGAUGGCGGCACUGCAGAGUCCGUUUUACGGGGACAAGAUGAACUUGCUGUCUCUCUGUCAUAAGAUCGAGCAGUGUGAUUAUCCUCCCCUCCCUACGGACCAUUACUCUGAGAAGGUAACACAACAAGAAACCCUGUUUGGCCUCCUGCGUUAAGAAGGUUACCUCUGUUAACAGAUAACUUCUCAUGAAUCAACACUAGAAACAAGAUAUGAGCUGUCUGAAGAGCAGAUACGUCACAUUAAAAAGACCCACAGCUCAAUACAGGAAACAGAUGUAGCUUUUUGUUUCUCACUGUAAUCAAGUAUCCGCAUGUUGGUGCUGGUAAAUACCUAGUUUUCUUGUAACUCGAACUCUAUAUUUGCAUCAGGCUGUUGCAGUUUCACUGUAAGCUGUAUCGGUCAGCAUGAUAGAGAGAACAGUUUGUGCAAAGUUAAAUGGCAUGUUGUAGCACCACCAUCUGGCUAACUUACUCCAAAUUCAAUACUGAGAUCUCUCUGGUCUCCAGCAACCCAACAGCCAAGUAAGAAUAAGAGUAAAAAGAACUUUAUUAAUCCCUCAAGGGAAAUCCAAUACUGGUAUAGUAUGGAUUAAAUCUCACAUAUGCAAUUACAUGUUUUGCCCAGCUCAGUAUGGUGUAAACAAAGGGUCGGAAAUGAACUUCCUGACAUCUAUUUCAGUCCAUUUCAUCAUUAAGUAUACUAUGAUUAAAAACUGAAAGAAUAGACGAGAGCAAAGUUGGAUGCAAUCUUACUUAAACUGAUCAGAUGUUUUUAUCACAGUUCGUAAAACUGGACUGGAACUCCUGAAAAGCGCAAACACUAAUGCUUUAACCAGGGAUCCCUGACUAUCAGCAAGUCAUCAAGUGAUAGUUUCAUGCAUAAAGGACUAGACUGAGACAGAGAAAGCAGCUAAUAUGGAACUCCUGAAAAGUGCAAACACUGGUGCUUUUACCAGGGAUCCCUGAAUAUCAAAAAGUUAUCAAAAUGAUCUCAAAGUUAUUGCACACCCAAUUGCAUAUAGAUUGGUCAUUUUCUACACGCACUCCUGCUAAUUUUUUUCCACAGUGUAACAGUGUUUUCCUUUAAAAUGACUAAAUAAACCCUGUAUUUGACUAAAUAGACUCUCUGAAGCGACCUCUUGUCACUGAGUUAUGGUUUAAGACCACACUGCUGGAGCAGAGCAGCAUUUAUUAGUGAUAAAUUUUGAAGUCAAGAUCAUAAAUUGCAUCUUACUUGCUACUGAUUUUAACAGAUGCUCAAAAUGAUAGAAUUGAACAUGCUAUUAAAAUGCAAUUGAAUGCAAUGCAUAUAAAUUAAAAUUAAUUGAUAUGUAGUUUUGAUAGUUAGUUACAUUUAAAAGAGGACAAAAUGAGCAUUCAGCUGAGUUCCAGUCUUCACAGUAGAAAGUCUUGUGUUUUAUUUUUUUAUUUUUUAGAAAGGGUUUGUAGAUCAGUGCUUUAAUUUUUAAGAACCAGUAUCGGAGCUAACGAAGCUCACUCUCCACAGCUGCGGGACUUGGUGAGCAUGUGCAUCAGCCCGGAUCCAGACCAGCGCCCGGACAUCGUCUUUGUGCUGCAGUUUGCCAAACAGAUGCACAUGUGGACCUCCAGCACCUGAGACCAGAUCCUGCUGGGUCUGAGGACCUGAAACACCUGAAGUCAGAUCUGCCUGGUCUCACCUAGACAGGAGGGAACCAUGGACAGACUUACUUGCACAAGUGGGUGGUGAUGUUCUGUCAUCCCAACCCUUAUUUAGAGUCCUGGAGGAGGUAAUGGGGGGACAGGUGGUGUUACUCAUGUUGAAGGUGGAGUUUAUGAAGCCAUGACUGUUCAUGUGGGAGGAGACUGUUUCUGCUCUUUGUCUGCAGCUGAGGAUCUGAAGGUGUGUGACCUCAGACUGCAGAGUUUUCUGAGCUUCUUUUAUAUUCACCUCCACAGGGGUUCAUUCCAAAUUUAACCCUCUGUGUGCCAGGUUAAGAGCUGCGUUUAUCACCUGUUGUCUGCCACUAUAAUCCUAUCCUACUGCUUUUUCAUACUGUCAAAUAAAGUGCAUCAUUUUUAGGUCAUAUAGAGAAGUGGAUAGUUAGAGGGCAUAGUUAGAUUAUUGCAAGAAUGCAGCUUUUGACAAUGUGUUAUGUUAAAAUGAGGCAACCAGUCGUAAACAUACCACCAGCCUUGAAGCCACAGAUUGUAAGUACAGUAAAACGACGUGUCCAGCUCCCUCUGUUUACAAAAGUGAAGCCAAAAGACCCCAGAACCUAAGCUGGCGUAAUGCAAAAUAUGGAGACUGUGCAGAAAAGAUCAGCUAGUGGUGCAGUUGUGUUUACAUCGUGCCUAUUUCCCUGAACCACACCCACAUUUACCUUGUUGAUAAGACAUCUGAGCUCCCUCAGGUGGGUUCAGUCCAGGUCAAAGCUCCAUUAGGUGGGUCCAUUCUACGGCAAACCAGGUUCUUGUGAGUUUGGAGCGGACACUCGAUUAUGGAUAGUUCAAUGACUCUUGUGACUCAAAGUUUCAGAGUCUCACUGUUCUGCCUCUACUCUGAUAAUCCAGCCCACACAGCACUGCAAAAACUUUACUGGUCCACAGAGCUGUCAAUCAUGUUGCCACACCCCCUAUUUUUAUAGCAGUUUAAGAUAAUCUUGUCUGAAAAACGAACACUGUGACAUAAAUUAGUGUGAGAAGAACUGACAUGUUUGAGAAACAGGUUUUAUAGUUCGACCCAUAUCCAGACUGUUUACAUGGAGGAGGUGGAGUUAAUGACUUACAGACAGACAGCAGGAGGAGAUUUAGCGUCUUGGUUUCACUUUUAGGGAGCUGUCAGGUUGUCCAUCUUUUAUACAGUCUUUGGCUGAAGCCAGCAUGAGUAAUACUGCUUAUCAGUUUCAAGGUGGAAUUUUCCAAGCUCAUCAUUUCUUUUUUGGCCACUAGGGAGCAGUAUACGAAGCUUCAAACAUCUCUGUAACAGGACUGAUGAGAGGUCAAAUAAUUUAGUCCUGUUAAUGCUGCAGAUGUGGAAAGAAUGUGAAAGCUUAGGGCUGGUAUGGUAUGGUAUGGUAUGGUCUUUUAUUGUCAUUGCAACUGUGCACAAUGAAAUUGCAUUUACAGAUGGGGAAAGUACACACAAGGGAUACUUAUAGUGUUACUGUUAGGUCCCUGCAUCAACGCUGCUUUUUAAGGUCAAUUCUAGAGCAACAGAGUAUACAGGUCACAUCAAAGAUUCUUUUUUCUUAAAGAUUUCAUUAAAGUGGUCUCAAUUUCCAGUCAGAAUUCAGGUGAGGGUGGUCCUAAAGCAGAGCUUAGAGGGAUGAUUGGGUUAGCAUAGGGCAUCAUCUGCGUCAUUGUGUAUCAACAUGCUCCUCAGUGUGGAGUUUUAGGACUUCAACUGCACUAUUACAGCUCUAAAACAGGGAAGUCAAAUUUUCAUCUUUUCUGAAAUAUCUUCCUACUCCUCUUCCUCAUCAUCAUUACCAUCAUCAUCAUGAAGCACAGCCCCUCUUUUCUUUCCUCCUUGUGUAUAUCUGAACUGGACCCUUAUUUUUCUCAUCUCUCCUUUCUUUGUGAACUUUUUGAAAAUAUGCAACCCCCUGGCUUUAUUCUUUGAGUUUUAUUGUUAACUCAGUAUAUUUUGACUUAUGUUUACUUUAAUGUUGCCUAUACAUUUUCAUGUUGCAUAUCAUGUCAGUGUUUUAUAGUGGAAUAAAGAAGGAAAGACCUGUGUUAGAGUCAUGGAAAUGUUUGUAUAAUUAUUGAUUGUUAACCCUGAAGUAUCUGCAGAAUCCUUAAGAAAAGGUCUAAACUCAGAGUUUAAUCGGCAUAGCCUUGUUCCAUGGUGGUGGUUGUUAUUUUUAAGGUGUUUUUUAAAUGUUUAAAAAUGUUAAGUACCAGUUUCCAGUGUUCCUCCAUGCAGAUCUGGACCUGUGUUACUGUGAACAUGUAAACUCCAGAGAAAUAAGACGCUGUGAAAGUCUUUAUGGUUUAAACGUCCUCGUGGAAGAAGCAGAUCCGAUGCACAGGACAUUGUUUCAUUGACAUUUCUUAACGAUGGCUCAUAUUAUAAUAAAUGACAUGCUUUACAAAAACAAACAUCUAAAACUGAUUUAUUGUCCUCAUUGAACCACGUCACAGAGUUUUGUGCCGAAAUGUUUUUGAAAAUGAUCCGUCAUGCUUGUCUCUGUUCACACUUCUACUUUUAUAUGUGUGUUAAACGUGAAAACCAAAUAUAUAAAUCAACAGCAGAGGAGACCUGACUUUGUUAUUCAAUUAUGAAGCAGCAUGCAGACCUUCUAUUGAAGCUGCCGAGAGAAACUCUGUUUGAGAUGACUUUGGUGCCCCCUGUGGACAAAAUAAAUAACUGCAAUGCCUUUGCUUAUCCUGACCAAGAUGACACAAUGAUGACCUAAAAACACACUGAUCAUAAAAACUGAAUGUAUUUAUGUUUUCAUUUUGUUAUCAAUGUUGAUGAGACACAUGUUUAAGGCAACUGUUGGGCAUUUCACCCCUGAGACUAAAUACGGAUAUUACAGGACCAUAAGUGUAGAUAAAGUAAACCUUUGUAGAUUCAAACUAUGGUACAACCUGGCUAAAUGAUUUCUAAAUGAAUAAAUUUAAUAUGAAAUGGUUUGUCCUAACAAAA